AUGCCAAACGAAUAUUACGACUCAGAUUCAGAUUCCAAUUGGCUUUUAAGUAUGAAAGCCACAAUAUGGCGAGGCCUUAUGGCCAUUGGAAUGAAAUUUCAUCAUUUCGCAGAUCCCAAGCCUCCAGCUCCUAAUUUCAAAAUUCGAAUCCCCUCAAGAUUAUGUCCCCGUGGGGGAUAUUUCAACCUCAUUUUCUAUGUUCCACAAUCAUAUAUCGAAGGAUCAGAUGAAGAUCAACGUCGAUUCCCCGUCGUAGUAAAUUACCACGGAGGAGGGUUUACUUUGGGAACAGGAACCGAUGAUGCGAGAUGGGCUUCUGCGGUUAUUCAUACAGUCGAUGCGGUAUUCGUCAGUGUGGAAUAUCGUCUUGCGCCGGAAUAUCCAUUUAGUGUAGGAGUCGAAGAUGGUACCGAUGCCGUCAUAUAUCUAGCCGCACACGCAGAAGAAUUACGAUUAGAUCCCCAUCGAAUGGCACUAUCUGGGUUCAGCGCCGGUGGAAACUUUGCAUUCACAGUUCCACUAAUGCUGCACGAUUUAAGACAAGAUGCGGGCAAACGUACACUCGCAGAUUUGACAAGUGCAACUACACACGCGGACGGAACGCCCUCUACAAAUGUGAGUCGACAAGAUCUCGAUAAAGUAAAAUACGACUCUUCCGCGGCCGCAUCAUCAAGUUCACUCACUUCACAUCUCCGCCCCAAUCCAUAUCAAGGCGAAUCUCAAAGCCGAAACCAAUCCACAACAUCCAUUGCCAAAAUCCCCUCCCUCGAGCCUACCGCUCUGGAAAUCGCCCAAGAACUCCCCGACCUCACUCUCCGCGCCAUAGUUUCCUUCUACCCUCCUACCGAUUUCCGUCAAACCCGCGACGAAAAACGUGCUACAAAUCCCGCCCCAGAAAAGAACCUCCCUCCAAUGCUCACCCGUCUCUUCGACCAAUCUUACAUGAAUCCCAUCGACUCCAUCGAUCUCCGCGAUCCCUAUCUUUCCCCGGCAGCAGCCACAGAUGGCUUUCUCCGCGACGCCUAUCCCCAAGAUAUCGUCCUCUACACCUGCGAAUACGACAUGCUAAACGCAGAAGGUGUCGCCUUUGGCGAACGUCUCUCCUCCUCCGCAGUCGGCAAAUCCGUCAAAGGCGGCCUGAUAAACUGCGUCCCCCACGCCUUCGAUAAAAAACCCAAUCCCCUCAAAUUCCCAGAAGCCGCAGAUCGCUGCUACGAAGAAGCAUGCGCGGAGCUGGCCCGCGUCUUUGGCAGCGGAAAAACAAGCGAGGAAGAACGGAGACAGCUGGGUAAGAGUAAGGUCGUCGAUCGAUUCGAAGAACAGGAUAAAAUCGUUGGACUCUCAGAUCGCGCGCGGGAUCUGAUUGAUAACACGAGUUUAGCGGAAGGAAGAAGAGAUAGCGGCAUGGCGGAUAAUCAUAGGGGGGUAGAGGGGGAUGGGAGUAGAAGUAUGAGUUCGGAAGCGAAAGUGCUAAAGGAGUUUGAGAAGGAGGCGGAUAAGGUUAUCAAGAAGAAUGGGGGGAUCGAUGAAGAAGCUGUGGUUUAG
Molecule: messenger RNA, 1545 nt
Organism: Botrytis fragariae
Lineage: Eukaryota; Fungi; Ascomycota; Leotiomycetes; Helotiales; Sclerotiniaceae
Product: putative esterase lipase thioesterase protein
Exons: 1
Coding region: 1-1545 (514 amino acids)
Molecular function (GO): hydrolase activity
Source: RefSeq, a predicted model, not a curated record